Molecule: messenger RNA, 1766 nt
Organism: Patiria miniata (bat star)
Lineage: Eukaryota; Metazoa; Echinodermata; Asteroidea; Valvatida; Asterinidae
Gene: usf2
Product: upstream stimulatory factor-like
Exons: 8
Coding region: 122-1039 (305 amino acids)
Biological process (GO): regulation of transcription by RNA polymerase II
Molecular function (GO): DNA-binding transcription factor activity, RNA polymerase II-specific; RNA polymerase II cis-regulatory region sequence-specific DNA binding; protein dimerization activity
Source: RefSeq, a predicted model, not a curated record
ACGAAGGUUGCGGCCAUUUUGUUUCAAUGUCACAUGUACACCCACAUGACCUAGUGUUUGUUCCCGUGACUUUGUACUGCUUCCCUGAUUCGUUUGUGGUCCUUAGUUUCGGCAAAACCACAUGGAUAUGUUAGAACAAGCCCUGGAACCUAGCGGACAAGAAAAGAGUGAUCAAGAUCUUCAAGGGAAAGACGAUGGGGAGAUUGGCUCUGGGUCUGAAGACCCCUCAGUCAUUGCCAACUCGGCUGCCUUUGGAGCUGAAAACAUUCAUUACCAAUUUCGGACUGACAGUAACGGUCAGAGCCAAGUAACGUAUCGAGUGGUUCAGGUGGACCCUGACGCUACUAACAGUUCAUCGGCAGUAAAUGUGGUCACUACGACAUCGUUCCCGCAAGGUGGACAAGCUGUCACUCAGGUCAUCCAAAGUCCAUUUAGUAAUGGGGAGAGUCCGACUUCAGACGCCCCUGCCGGUGAGACGAGAUUUACAUACUUCCCCACCUCAGCCGUCGUGACAGAUCCUAGUGUCAUCACCCAGCAAUCCGAGUCAUCACUGGCGAAUGCAACCGCUGCAGGAGGUCAGUUUUACGUGAUGAUGUCACCGCAAGAUGUCUUGCAAGGAGCUACCCAGAGAACCAUUGCUCCAAGAACUCACACAUUCACUCCUAAAAUUGAUGGAGCACGCACAGCCAGGGACGAUAGGAGAAGAGCCACGCAUAAUGAAGUGGAACGCAGAAGAAGAGAUAAGAUCAAUAACUGGAUUGUUAAACUUUCUAAGCUGGUCCCUGAUUGCGCAACUGACCAAGUCAAAUCACAGCAGAGUAAAGGAGGUAUUUUAUCCAAAACCUGCGACUACAUCGUCGAUCUGAGAAAUUCCAACGGACGCAUGGCCGAAACCGUCAAAGAGCAUGAACGCAUCUCCGUCGACAACGAGUUACUACGGCAACAGGUAGAAGAACUCAAGAAUGAGAACACUCUUCUGAAAGCACAGCUGCGGCAGCACGGGAUUGCGAUUCUCCCUGCAACCAUGGAUAACUCGUAAAACGGUGGAACAAAAUCCGAUCGGAACUUUAGUUUAACCUGGAGAACUUCCAAGAAUGCAGGUUAUUCCCAAUUUGUAGGCUUUUGGGUUGUACGGAAGACAUGUUAGGAAUUUGUUGCUCGCUUCAAAAGUCCACACAGUUUUUUUAUUUUGUAUUUAUCAAAAAAUUGUUCAUAGUCCUGUUCCAAUUCAAGUCAACCAUUUAUCACAUUACUUACAGCAAGACUUUUUACAGCAAGACUUUUUUGCUGCUUCUUCCAAACAAAAAGUAGUGCGAAUUUCUUGACUUUAAGACUUUUUUAGUCACAAAGUUAAGUAUAACAGAUCAGGACCAUUGUUACACCAGAACUACAGAUUUUUUCUGAGUUACAAAUUCAAUGCAGUUGACUCCUGUUGGAAUAUGUUUGAUUUUCAUCAUUUUUUCACAAUGCAUUUUAGGUGUUGAACAUUUUUCUCGUCAACUUUGAUGCCAAAAUUAAGCUUGUUUGAAGCAUCACUUUUGAUGCAACAAUCUCACUGGGUGUAUGCAUUCAAUUUGCACUCACUGCUUCUGGUAAAUCUAUUAUCUCGAGUUAUUUUGUGAUUUUUGUUAUUUUCAGAGAGAGCACUUUUUCGUUUUGCCUAGUUUGUGAAUGAUAAAAUUACAACAAGCAUUCCAAGUUUUUAGACAGACUUAUAGUUGCUUUGUAAUGCCGGUAUAAAAUGCAUUUUAAAAUACAGGGUGGGU